Acanthoscelides obtectus is the source of this 408-nucleotide messenger RNA. Lineage: Eukaryota; Metazoa; Arthropoda; Insecta; Coleoptera; Chrysomelidae. The record is from the annotation of a GenBank genome assembly.
AUGCCUCGAGGAACCGGUGGCAGCCAACAGACAACAAGAAGAGGCCCAGUUACAGCUACAACAAACCAACAUUCAAGACAAACACUUGGAACAAAGAAGAUCGCUACAAAAAGGGAAAACACAUCAAGAAACAACACGAAUGGAACGGGCGCCGUUAGAGGAAACCACACCCCCUAUGCAGGAACCUUACCCUGGGUGCAGCAAUUUAAUCCGGCAAAUCUACUCCAGGAAAAACAUAUCGGAGACUUCAAUAGAAAUUAUUGUUGGAUCCUUUAGCCAAAACACACUAAAACAGUACAAUAGCACAUUUUCAAAAUGGUGGUCAUUUUGUACCGGCAAUACUAAUAUAAUAUUUCAGGCAGAAGCACAUAACAUUCUCAAUUUUUUAACCCAGGAGUUUGAAAAGGG